Messenger RNA from Carya illinoinensis, 1266 nucleotides. RefSeq lists its product as uncharacterized. The coding region runs from base 1 to 1266 and encodes 421 amino acids. The transcript has a single exon. Lineage: Eukaryota; Viridiplantae; Streptophyta; Magnoliopsida; Fagales; Juglandaceae. The record is from RefSeq and is a predicted model, not a curated record.
AUGGUUGCUUACGAGCUCCUGCAUACUAUGCAAGCUAGGCAAAAAGGAAGAGAAGACAGCAUGGCUAUCAAGUUGGAUAUGUCAAAGGCAUAUGAUAGAGUGGGGUGGGGUUUUCUGCAAACAAUGCUAUCUAAGUUAGGUUUUGGUGACAAGUGGAGGAAGCUGGUUAUGGCAUGUGUAAAAUCUGUUUCCUACUCAGUAGUAGUGAAUGGGACCCCUGGAGACAUCAUAUGGCCUACAAGAGGCUUAAGGCAAAGGGACCCUCUUUCCCCUUACCUUUUCCUUCUCUGUGCAGAAGGAUUGAGUACCCUUUUGAAGGAAGCUGAAGCAAGAGGUCGUAUUAAAGGAGUAGCUGUCACCAGGGGGGGCAAAAGAAUCAAUCACCUUUUGUUUGCUGAUGAUUGUGUGAUGUUUUGUAGGUCUAAGAUAGAGGAAUGGACAGUCUUAGUCCACUUGCUAAAAUUCUAUGAGGAAGCAUAUGGACAGACCUUGAACAGACAAAAAACUUCCAUUCUAUUUAUCUCAAACACUAGUACUGAGGCAAAAGAAUACAUUGUCCAACAUGCUGAAGGUGUAGUGUGUGAUAAUUACAACAAGUAUCUAGGAUUGCCCACCAUGAUAGGAAAAUCCAAGUAUAACACAUUCAGAGGCCUAAAAGAAAAGAUAUGGAAAAGGAUUAAUAGCUGGAAGAACUCCUUUCUGUCUUCUGCAGGGAAGGAAGUCAUGAUCAAAAGUGUCUUGCAAGCCAUACCAGCAUACACAAUGAGUGUAUUCAAGAUGCCAAGUAUGCUUCUCAAAGAAAUUGAAUCUAUGAUUGCCAAAUUCUGGUGGAACCACAGAAAGGAAGGUAGGGGCAUUCAUUGGAAAAGUUGGAACAAACUUGGAGCAACAAAGGGUAAGGGGGGACUAGGAUUUCGAGACCUUAACUGUUUCAAUAAAGCUCUCUUAGCCAAGCUAGGGUGGAGAAUUUUACAAGAACCUGCUUCACUGGUGGCUCAAGUAUUCAAAGAAAAAUAUUUCAAGUCAAGCAACCUGAUGAAGGCACAAGUAGGCUACUGUCCAUCUCAAAUCUGGAGGAGCCUAAUGUCAGUAAUGGAUCUGGUAAAGACUGGGCUCGUGUGGAGAGUUGGCAACAGAAGGAGCAUUAGAGUGUGGAAAGACAAAUGGGUGCCUAUACCUUCUACAUUUCAAAUUCAAUCACUUAACAAGAUAUUGGACUGUAAUGUAACUGUUAGUGAGCUUAUUGAUGAUGAAAGCAAAACCUAG